Molecule: messenger RNA, 1265 nt
Organism: Vicugna pacos (alpaca)
Lineage: Eukaryota; Metazoa; Chordata; Mammalia; Artiodactyla; Camelidae
Source: RefSeq, a predicted model, not a curated record
AUUUGUGGGUGAUGGGUACGGUGGGGUGGCCUGACCGCAGUGCGACGUGGGGCUCCAGGCAGCCCUGGAGCGCAGGCUUGGGUGUGUGUCGGGCGAGUGCCUCCCGCAUAUGUGCCCCUGUGCCAGCCCCCUGACAGCAGCAGUGGGGCGGGAGCCUGGACGGACUCUGCACAGGCUGCAGAGGGGAGGGCAGAGGGAGCUGGAGGGCCUGGGGGAGCACCAGGUGGGGCUGAGGUGGGAUCUGCCCACUGACGUGGUUCCAAGAUGGAGCAGUCUGUCCAGUGCCGGGGUUUCAAGGGGCAUUUUCUUACUGGGCCUGUUUUGUCACUGCACUCAGAGUGGCCGGUCUGCUGGGCAGGGGAGGCCAGGGCCCUUGGGUAGAUUUGGGUUUUGGCAAGAACUCUCUGAAAUCCCAACCUCAGGUCUUACGGUCAGCAGGACACACAGGGUGAGCCUGUCGGCCACGGACUGCUACAUCGUGCAUGAGAUCUACAACGGGGAGAAUGCCCAGGACCAGUUCGAGUACGAGCUGGAGCAGGCCCUGGAAGCCCAGUACAAGUACAUCGUGAUUGAGCCCACGCGCAUCGGUGACGAGACGGCGCGCUGGAUCACCGUGGGCAACUGCCUGCACAAGACCACUGUGCUGGCAGGCACCGCCUGCCUCUUCACCCCGCUGGCGCUGCCCUUGGAUUACUCCCACUACAUCUCCCUGCCGGCCGGCGUGCUCAGCUUGGCCUGCUGCACCCUCUACGGGAUCUCCUGGCAGUUUGACCCCUGCUGCAAGUACCAGGUGGAGUACGACGCCUACAAACUGUCGCGCCUGCCCCUGCACACGCUCACCUCCUCCACCCCAGUGGUGCUGGUCCGGAAGGACGACCUGCACAGAAAGAGACUGCACAACACGAUAGCGCUGGCGGCCCUGGUGUACUGUGUAAAGAAGAUCUACGAGCUCUGUGCCGUAUGACCGCGGCCGGCGGGGCACGCGCUGCCGAGACGGUGGGGCCUGGGAAGGCGCUGGCUCACCGUCUGUUCUUCUAAAGGAAUCACAGGUCAAAAGUGUACUAGGGGUUUUCAGCUCACUGCACUAAGAUGCGGGUCUCCAAGACCACCGGGGUCUGAGGCUGCGGAGGCCGCCUGGGCAGCAGGCUGUGGUGGAAGCAGCACCGCCGCGGGGGUGAACGCGCGGGGGGGUCUGAGUGUGUGGUUAACUGUACCAUCCAGAGCCAGCCGGGAGCUGCUGACCAUUAAAAGUAUGAGAAUUUCAA